This is a messenger RNA of Daucus carota subsp. sativus, 1178 nucleotides long. RefSeq names its product alpha-soluble NSF attachment protein. The transcript has 9 exons. Gene Ontology annotation, molecular function: soluble NSF attachment protein activity; syntaxin binding. Gene Ontology annotation, biological process: intracellular protein transport; SNARE complex disassembly. NCBI's taxonomy places the organism in Eukaryota, Viridiplantae, Streptophyta, Magnoliopsida, Apiales, Apiaceae. Gene Ontology annotation, cellular component: vacuolar membrane; SNARE complex. The coding region runs from base 159 to 1034 and encodes 291 amino acids. The record is from RefSeq and is a predicted model, not a curated record.
ACAAAAACCCAACGUGUAUUGGGCUUCUCAAUCUCCCUGUCCCCCUGAUCAUCUAUCAAUCAGAAUAUUCAAAGCCGAAGAAAAUAAAAGCAACGUCUCACUGAAUCAAACCCCAUUUCUUCACGACCAAAACAACGAAAAAGCAGAAACACAAAAAGAUGAGCGAUCAGAUUGCAAAAGGCGUAGAAUUCGAGAAGAAAGCCGAGAAGAAGCUCACUGGCUGGGGCUUGUUCGGCUCUAAACACGAAGACGCCGCCGAGCUCUUCGAAAAAGCAGCUAAUUGCUUCAAACUCGCCAAGUCAUGGGAUCAAGCCGGAGCUGUGUAUGUGAAGUUGGCACAGUGUCAUAUAAAGCUGGAUAGCAAACAUGAAGCUGCUGGUUCAUAUGCCGAUGCUGCGCAUAGUUAUAAGAAGACUAAUACCAAAGAAGCCAUAAAUUGUCUAGAACAAGCAGUAAAUCUAUUUAUGGAGAUCGGAAGGCUCAGCAUGUCAGCAAGAUAUUAUAAGGAAAUUGCUGAAUUAUGUGAGCAGGAAGAAAACUUGGAGCAGGCUAUGCAUUUCUAUGAUAAAGCAGCUGAUCUUUUUCAAAGUGAAGAUGUAUCAUCUUCUGCAAACCAGUGCAAACAGAAGAUUGCUCAGUUUGCUGCUCAGCUUGAGCACUACCAGAGAGCAAUCGACAUAUACGAGGACAUAGCACGGCAGUCACUAAACAAUAACUUGUUGAAGUAUGGAGUUAGAGGUCAUCUUCUUAAUGCUGGCAUUUGCCAGCUUUGUAAAAAGGAUGUUGUUGCAAUUACCAAUGCUUUGGACCGAUAUCAGGAACUGGAUCCUACUUUCUCAGGAACACGAGAAUAUAAGUUGCUUGCGGAUUUGGCGGGUGCAGUAGAUGAAGUAGAUGUCGCGAAGUUUACUGAUGCAGUCAAGGAAUUUGAUAGCAUGACUAAACUGGAUGCUUGGAAGACAACCCUCCUGUUGAGAGUGAAGGAAUCGCUCAAGGCCAGGGAAGAAGAAGAUGAGGAUGAAGAUCUUACUUAAUUAUGUGUGUGAUUGAUAAUGCACGAUACUGCAAUUUUUAACGAUUACUAUCGCCAUAUUUACCUUCUUAUGGUUAUUGAUGUACAUCGCACAAUUAUGUCCACUUUGGUGUGAAUCAGUGAGAGUGAUGUUAUUUUGUUCUGA